AUAUGAUAGUAUUAUUGAUUUAUUAUCGAUAUUGAUUAAAAAUAUUUUAUUGAUUACGUACGUCAUAAUUUAUUAAAAGAUAAAUAAAAAAAAUAAGAAGGGGAAGUAGAGUUGAAUUACUUACAUAAAAAGAAAUAUUAUAAGUUGUAAUAAAAGUGGUAAAAAAAGGAAAGAAAAAAAAACGUACAAAGAAAUUCCAAAUUGAUUAAAACAUAAGCUUUACAUAUAUAAAUUAUAAAAAAAAAACAUGAUAAUAUUGAUUAGUUUUGAAUGUAAAUAAAUUACUUUUUUAUUUCUUCUUUAAUUAGUCAUAUGUUCUAGAAUUUUUAAUAAAUUUCUCUAGUUCAAAAUCUAUCUUAAGAAAAUGUAAUCAAUGGCCGCGUUAUAAUAUCCUACAUAACUUUGUAGGCUAUGGUUAUUGUCAGUUACAAUGCAUUGAACAUGGCGGAACUCACGGACCAGCCAGUGGAUAGCCAUGUCUCGUGUAAAAUUUUGAUUAUCGGAGGGGGCAUGGCCGGAUUGUCUGCUGCAAAUCAUUUACUGAAAAAUAGUGAAACAGACUUUCUUAUUGUUGAAGCAAGAGGACGUAUAGGUGGCCGAAUUAUAGCAACACAAAUUGGUAAUGAAAAAAUUGAACUUGGAGCAAACUGGAUCCAUGGAGUUUUGGGAAAUCCUCUUUUUGAAAUAGCAAUGGCAAAUGGAUUGGUAGAUAUUAUAAAUAUUCCCAAACCACAUAAAGUUAUAGCUGUUAUGGAAGAUGGAAAACAAUUACCAUUUCCAAUUUUACAAGAAAUAUAUGAAGCCUAUGUGUGUUUUUUAAGACGUUGUGAAGAAUAUUUCUUAAGUGCUUAUAAUCCACCAGAUGGUAUAAAUAGUGUUGGAGCACAUGUGGCACUUGAAACUGAUAUAUAUUUGUCAUCUUUACCAGUUGAACAAAGAAGAAUAAGACAGUUACUUUUUGAUUGUUUGCUUAAGAGAGAAACUUGUAUUACUGGCUGUGAUAAUAUGGAAGAGGUUGAUCUUAUGGAAAUGGGAUCUUAUGCUGAACUACAAGGUGGUAAUAUCAGUCUUCGAAAUGGAUAUAGUGCAAUAUUGGAGCCAAUUACAAAACAUAUACCAAAGAACUGUAUACUUACUAAACACGUUGUUACUAAAAUUAGAUGGCAAAAACAGGAAUGUGAGAAUGAAACAUCUGAUGUAACAACAAAUAGCUCUAGUAGAAAUAAGGUUAUAGAAAUUCAGUGUGAAAAUGGAAGAAUGAUAACUGCAGAACAUAUAAUAUGUACAUUGCCUUUAGGAGUUCUUAAAAAAAAGGCUAAUGAUAUUUUUGAGCCGCCCUUACCAGAUUAUAAACUCCAAGCAAUAAAUAGACUUAUGUUUGGUACUGUAGAUAAAAUAUUUUUAGAAUAUGAAAGGCCUUUUUUAAAUCCUGAAAUAUCUGAAGUUGUGUUUCUUUGGGAUGAUAGAGGAUUGUCAGAAGACGACAGACAAGAUUUAAGUAAAACAUGGUUUAGAAAAAUAUAUUCUUUUAUUAAAAUAUCAGAUACACUUCUUCUUGGUUGGAUAUCAGGAAAGGCUGCAGAAUAUAUGGAACAAUUAAGUACAACCGAGGUUUCAGAAGUAUGUACAUCGAUUUUAAGACGAUUUUUAAACGAUCCGUUUGUACCAACUCCAAAGCAUUGCUUGCGUACUACUUGGCACUCUCAGCCAUUUACAUGUGGUUCUUAUACAUCUAUGGCUGUUGGUGCAAGUCAAGUAGAUAUCAAGAAUCUAGCUGAACCAUUGAUACUGCAAGAUCAGCCUUCCAAAAUUAUGAUAACAUUUGCUGGUGAACACACACAUUCUUCGUUUUAUAGUACUGUACAUGGUGCAUAUUUAACAGGCCGUACUGCAGCUCAAUUGUUACUCGAAUCAAGAAGAAGUGAACAAAAUCAUAUAAGUCUUAGUUGUGAAAAUACUAGUGAUCUUAGCUCAUGGAUUCAAGGAAUAUCUUUAACUUAAAAUUUGAACUAUAUAUAUACAUACAUACAUACAUAUAUAUAUAUAUAUACACAUAUACAUAUAUAUAUAUACAUAUAUGUGCAUGUAUAUAUACAUAUAUAUAUAUAUACAUAUAUGUGCAUGUGUGUAUAUAUAUAUAUAUAUAUAUAGUAUUUUGUUUCCAGACAAGAGCAUUUUGUGUAUUGCUUGAAAAAAGUAAUCAAUACUUAGCCAUUUAUGAUGAAAAUGGAUCGCUUAAUCUAAUACUUCGAAAAAAGAGUAAUUAUAUAAAAUAACAAUCUUAGUUAUAAUUCUAAUCUAUGUGCAUGUUAAACAAUUUUUAAAAAGAUAUAAUUUUUAACUAUCAGAAUUAUCUUUCUUAACAAAUUAUACUUUCUAGCAUUUAUUAAAUUAUUUAAAAAGAUGCAUGUCAUGUUUUUCUUAAAAAAGAGUGUUAUGUUUUGUUUGUGCUGUAUAAAUGAAAGAAAAGUGAUGUAUUUAAAAAAAAAAAUAAAUUGUAGAGCGUAUUAUGACUGAUUUAGGAAUAUUAUGCACAAUGUACAUUUUACUAAUUUAAAAUCUGUUAUUGAUGCUUGUCAGAAAAUUUUUUCUCAAUCAUCUGUUUUUUCUUCAAAUAAUAGUAUUUUGUAAUGAUAGCUUUUAUAUAACUAAAUAAGUGAGCACAUUUUAUUUCGAACUAUUUAAAUGACGUGCUCGUUAUUAAUACUGUAUGUAUGUACAAUUGAUAUAGCAUUUUUAUUUUAUUAUUAAAUUGAUUUAAGAAAUUAAUAUAUUACAGUAAUUCUUAAAGUAUUCAAGAUCACCAUUGUAAACUUAACAGCGUAAUUUAUCAUUGUAAAUGUUCGUUUUAUAAUAGUUUUUAUUUUCAUUAAAUUUAUUUCUGUAUCCAUGCCAAUUCGCUUUUGAACGGUAUUAAAAGAUUGAAAAGUCUCUAAAAGAAAACUGCAUUUUCACAGUGUGUAUGUGUGUGUGCGUAUAUAUAUAUAUAUAUAUAUAUAUAUAUAUAUAUAUAUAUGCACAUAUAAAUUAAUAUAAAUUAAUCUUAAUGAUACACAAUUUCACUAUAGAAAAUUUUGUGCCAUAUUGUGUUCCUUUUUAUUGUGCCUAUAUUUGUAAUAGAAUAAAAAAGAUAUAAAAUGUAACACUUAAAAAUUGCAAAAAGAGACGAACAAACAAUUGUCAGGCGCAAACAAUUUGGCGAACACGAAAUUGCUAUAUUUCAUUAAAUCUCAAAUCAUGAUUAAUUUUUAUGAAAUAAUGUAAAUUUAAUUAACUAUCACGUACUGUAUAUAUAAUAAAAAAAAGAUUAUUUAUAAUAU
Vespula vulgaris is the source of this 3320-nucleotide messenger RNA. Its product is annotated as peroxisomal N(1)-acetyl-spermine/spermidine oxidase. NCBI's taxonomy places the organism in Eukaryota, Metazoa, Arthropoda, Insecta, Hymenoptera, Vespidae. Gene Ontology annotation, molecular function: polyamine oxidase activity. The record is from RefSeq and is a predicted model, not a curated record. The coding region runs from base 412 to 2001 and encodes 529 amino acids. The transcript is spliced from 3 exons.